Molecule: messenger RNA, 1305 nt
Organism: Penicillium cataractarum
Lineage: Eukaryota; Fungi; Ascomycota; Eurotiomycetes; Eurotiales; Aspergillaceae
Product: N-acetylglucosamine-6-phosphate deacetylase
Exons: 2
Coding region: 1-1305 (434 amino acids)
Biological process (GO): N-acetylglucosamine catabolic process
Molecular function (GO): N-acetylglucosamine-6-phosphate deacetylase activity
Source: RefSeq, a predicted model, not a curated record
AUGCCUGGCAAAACUACCUCUGCCAGCACUCCGCGCAUCACCAAGUUCACCAACUGUCGCCUCCUGCGCGGCUCCAGUUUGGUUGAACAGGAUCUGUGGAUCGACUCUCUGACCGGCAAGAUCCUCAAGGACCAAGAGGCUUUCUACGAGCUGCAUCUGUCCCCCGAUGAGAUUAUCGAUCUGGGCGGCCGUAUCCUGGCCCCGGGUCUAAUCGACACCCAACUCAACGGCGCACAGGGUUUCGACUUCUCCGUGCCCUGCGCGACUAAGGCCGAGUACGACGAGGGUCUCCGUCUCGUCAACCAGGGCCUAGCACGUACCGGCGUAACCUCCUACCUGCCCACGGUCGUGAGCUCUACACCCGAAGUGUACUGGCAGGUCCUCCCCUCCCUCGGCCCCACAGCCGCAACCCACCACGCCCAAGACGGCGCCGAAUCCCUCGGUGCCCACGUCGAAGGCCCCUUCAUCAGCCCCGGCCGCAACGGCAUCCACAAACCGGACGUCCUCCGCGCAGCCCAAACCUACGAUGACCUCAUCCACUGCUACGGCGCCUCAAACCUCACCCCACCAACCCCGCACACAUCCCCCAUCAAAAUGAUCACCGCCGCCCCAGAAGUCGGCAACAUGAUGGCGCAAAUCCCCCACAUCACCGACUCGGGCAUCAUCUACUCCAUCGGCCACUCGGACGCAACCUACGAACAGGCCGUGUCGGCGACGCACCAGGGCGCGCGCAUGAUUACGCACUUGUUCAACGCCAUGCGUCCGUUUUAUCACCGCAACCCGGGCGUUUUCGGGCUCCUGGGCCAGUCGGAGCGCAGAAGGCCGUUUUACGGCGUUAUCGCGGACGGGAUUCACCUGCAUCCUACUUCGAUUAAGAUUGCGUAUAACGCGCAUCCGGAUGGAUUGGUGCUCGUUACUGAUGCCAUGCGUUUGUGUGGCCUGCCCGAUGGCGUUUACGAGUGGACGAAUGGGGAGCGUAUUGUCAAGACUGGUGCGCGGUUGACGCUUGAGGGCUCGGAUAAGAUUGCCGGGUCGUCGGCGACGCUGAUCGAGUGCGUGAAUAAUUUCCGCCGUUGGUCUGGUGCUAGUACCGCCGAUGCGAUUAAUGCUGCUACCGCCGUCCCUGCGCGUUUGUUGGGGCUGGAGAAGGUUAAGGGGUGCUUGGAUGCUGGUGCUGAUGCGGACUUGGUGGUGUUGGGCGAGUCGGAUGAUCCGUACUCUGGGCCUACGUUGACCGUUGAUCAGGUGUGGAAGUUUGGCGUCAAGAUUCACGAUGCUGAUAAGGUGGCUACCGUGGCGGUUUAA